CGCGUCUAUAAAUUGAUCGAUUUAAUUUACGAAAACAUCCGCAUAUCGGAAUCUUCUGCUACAUCCAGUAGUAGCAUCGUUCCUUUUAUUCAUUUCAAUUUUAUUCCCAGAAGUGUGCAUAUUUAAUUAGAACACAAGAUGAGCUGUCGACGUCAUGCUCAAUUUGUUGCUCGAACAGUUUUUGUCAAAGACGGCAAUAUAGAAAGAGCAUGUCGAGUAUUGAAUCGUAUAUUAGGGCAGGAGAAGAUUUUUGAGCAAUUUAGACGAACUAGAUUUUUUGAAAAACCCUGUCAGACAAGACGAAGGGUAAAUUAUGAGAAAUGUAGAGCUAUUUAUGAUGAGGAUAUGGACAGAAAAAUUAAAUUUAUCUUGAGAACAAAUAGAGAAGAUCCAUACCCUGGAUGUUCUUAAAUUAAUAUUUCAUUAAAUUCUUAUAAAAAUCUGUAAUUCUGUAUUCAUACUAAUAGUAUGAUAAAGUAUUUGUAUUCUUACCCGUGAUUCUAUAUAAAUGUACAAAGUCAACAAAAUAAAUUUAUAAGACACGA
This is a messenger RNA of Hylaeus volcanicus, 545 nucleotides long. It is a transcript of the gene mRpS21, whose product is annotated as 28S ribosomal protein S21, mitochondrial. The transcript has 2 exons. Gene Ontology annotation, biological process: translation. Gene Ontology annotation, cellular component: ribosome. NCBI's taxonomy places the organism in Eukaryota, Metazoa, Arthropoda, Insecta, Hymenoptera, Colletidae. The record is from RefSeq and is a predicted model, not a curated record. Gene Ontology annotation, molecular function: structural constituent of ribosome. Bases 139 to 411 code for a protein of 90 amino acids.